AUGCUGAAUACUGUUCAGAUGCAACAAAUCGCUGCCUUUCCAUUGAAUUACCCAUUCAUCUUCGGCACCGACGUCGCAGGAACCAUCGUCCAGCUUGGUUCUCGCGUAUCACGAUUCAAGCUUGGUCAAAGAGUCAUUGGCCUCCAGUGCCCUCUUUGUUCAACUAAAUGCUCCCUUGCCUUCCCUCAAACCCAAACCUACCGGGAAAACGGUUCUGAUCUGGGGGGCAGCUCGUCGGUUGGAAUUUCUGCCAUCCAGCUUGCGCGCGAUGCAGGUCUCGGGGUGAUCGCGACGGCCAGCGUCGCUAACCACGGUCUUGUGAGGGAGCUGGGCGCUUCCCAUGUCUUUGACCAUAAGAACCCCGGUGUCGUUGAUGAAAUCUUAGCCCUGCUUGAGCCGGGCGACUUGGUGGUGGAUUGUAUCAGUGAUGUUCACACCCAGGCAAAAUGCGGGGAGAUUCUGUCGCGGAUCGGUGGCGGCAGACUUCCAAUAAUGCUCCUCCCUGAUGGAUCUGCACCUGAAAAUGUAGAGGCUGUCUUCGGAUAUUUUCACAAAGUCAAUGGCUUGGACCCCGGAUUUUCGAGUCCAGAGGUUGGUGAUGCGGUGUGGCGGAAAUACAUUCCUGCUGCAUUGGCUGCUGGGACAUUCCAAACGAAGCCGGAGCCCCUCAUCAUCAAGGGUGGUCUGAAGAAAGUACAGGAGGGUUUCGAUAUACUUCGAAGGGGCGUCUCGGCCAAAAAGGUGGUCAUUGAAAUUUCACAAGAGGAGCCAAAUUAG
Molecule: messenger RNA, 777 nt
Organism: Penicillium argentinense
Lineage: Eukaryota; Fungi; Ascomycota; Eurotiomycetes; Eurotiales; Aspergillaceae
Product: alcohol dehydrogenase
Exons: 3
Coding region: 1-777 (258 amino acids)
Molecular function (GO): oxidoreductase activity, acting on NAD(P)H
Source: RefSeq, a predicted model, not a curated record